UCUUGUGUCAGUGACACGCCGCGGUAUUGUGAAUGGGUCAGUGUUGUAGAAAUAAAGGAUCCGGCUUAGGGGUUUAAACGGGUUUUCCCUCAUGUCCCCUUUUGUCAAGUGCACCGUCAGGUAACGGACCUGACACGCGUUUACAGCUCGACAAAAAUCAAGUUUUAAGCAUUGUCGGUACAGAAAUGAAUUUGAGCAAGCGGCUGAUCGUGACCAUUGGCCUGACCUUGAUCCUAGGUCUGCUGCAGUGGCCCAUAUGCGAUGUCAGCGGCCAGGAAGGACCAUCUCCUGCUCAAGUUCUGCAGGAACUGCUGACACGAUAUGGGGACAACGACACCAUCUCAGUCCCUCAGCUUCGAUCGCUCCUCGUGCGGUUAAAUGGGGGACAGAGCGGAGACCACAGCAUACAAACCCCACCAAAGCCCACCAAGACCAAUGCAUCCAAGUGCUUGGCAACAGAUGCUCUGGCCGUGUAUGGGAUGAGUGAAGAGUCCCGUAUAAAUGGAGAGGCCCUGCAGAAGAUCUGUCCCACCAUGUUACAGCAGCUGGACUCUCAAGCAUGUAAAGCCCAAGAGGACCAAGAUCCAGGGACCAGCCCUAAACCCACAGAAGCUGAGGUGUGGGGGUAUGGUUUCCUGUGUGUGACAGUGAUAUCUCUCUGUUCACUGGUCGGGGCGAGUGUGGUUCCCUUCAUGAGGAAAACCUUUUACAAGCGGUUGCUGCUGUACUUCAUAGCCCUGGCCAUUGGUACUCUGUACUCCAACGCCCUCUUUCAACUAAUCCCAGAGGCUUUUGGAUUUGACCCCUUGGAGGACUAUUAUGUGUCCAAGUCUGCUGUUGUCUUUGGGGGAUUCUAUCUGUUCUUCUUCACAGAGAAAGUCUUGAAGAUGAUCUUAAAGCCAAAGGACAAGGGAGCACAUGGCCACAGUCACUUCCCCGCAGAACACUAUGCCAGCUCUAAUGGUGAUCUGGAGGAUGGUGUUAUGGAGAAACUGCAGAAUGGAGAGGCUGGUGGAGCAUCUUCACCGAGAGUAGACGGUGAAGUCAGAGGGGUCGGAGAGGAUGACAAGAUGCUAAGCACAGAGCAGACAGUACAGGACACUCAGAGUUCAGGUGGAGCCAGAACGGGUGGAUGCUAUUGGCUGAAGGGCCAGGGGUACUCUGACAUCGGGACUUUGGCAUGGAUGAUCACUCUGAGCGACGGUCUCCAUAAUUUUAUAGAUGGCCUGGCAAUCGGUGCCUCUUUCACCGCGUCUGUGUUUCAGGGGAUCAGUACUUCUGUCGCCAUUCUGUGUGAGGAGUUCCCGCAUGAACUGGGCGAUUUUGUAAUCUUGCUUAAUGCCGGCAUGAGCAUUCAGCAGGCACUGUUCUUCAACUUCAUAUCAGCGUGCUGCUGUUAUCUGGGCAUGGGCUUCGGCAUCCUGGCCGGGAAUCAAUUCUCUCCGAACUGGAUCUUUGCUUUAGCUGGUGGCAUGUUCCUCUACAUAGCGCUGGCUGAUAUGUUUCCAGAGAUGAAUGAAGUAAGCCGUGAGGAAGAGGAGGCAGGAGGAACUGCCUCUCUGGUCACUUUUGCUAUCCAGAACGCUGGGCUGCUCACUGGUUUUACCAUCAUGCUUAUACUCACCAUCUAUUCUGGACAGAUACAGCUUGGAUAGCAGAGGACCUAACUACAAACUGAGAACCAAAAGGACUAACUUGGUAUCUGGACCUACUGGGCUAAACCUUCAGCAGUGCUGGCUUGUUUUAAAGCCCAGCUGGACUAGGUCAGGACGGAAAUUCGUAUGGGUGUAUUUUGGGCUCACAUUACACCCUGGACUGAGGCUUGAAGUUUGACUGACAUAUUUAGAUUCAUUCACAACCAAGGGUUUGUGGAUAGAUCGUCUGUCGUUUAUCUAGUUUAGGCCUUGACUUUUUCCUUUGCCUCAAGAUAAGCUUUAAGAUACUAAGAUGUUUAUCUGCUUUGCGGAUUCAACAACCCCACUGUAAACAUCUGGGAAUUUGUAAUCAUUUGUACUGUUUUAAUCUUUUUGGCAUUGACUAACGUGACACGAGGGGUGUACACCAAAUACUUUGCAUCCCCCUUUCUUUAAACUGGUCAAAUGAAGGCUUGUCCAGUGCUUCAUACAAAAUCAUAGUUUUGUUAGUUUACAGGGAAUUAAAAAAAAUGACAAAAACAAUGUGACUUUUAGUUUAGCUUCAAAGUUACACAGAUACAGUUGCACACUGUAAGUGACUAUUUUAGUUACGUCCGUUAUUUUUUAUUAUUUGUACUAGUUUCCCAAAUGUCAUUCCAUAUUAGUGAAAAAAAAUGCUGGAGUUGAAAACAAACAAAUCAGUGGCACUUAUUUUUUUGUUAUUAUUGUUUGUGUUUUACCUCUUUAUCAAAGAUUCUGAGACCUAAGUUUUUCUUGAAAGAUCUCCACCAACUCCUUCCUUUUUUAUGACCAGAAUAGGUGGCGAAUCUUUUUCUUUUUUUAUGUAUUGAUUAUUUGUUUUGAAACCAAAUUAAUUUAGACUUUCUUAUGGUUUAUUUGUUAAACCCUAUGUAUUAUUUACAAACAGAGAAACAGUUGAAUGGAUGGAUGGAUGGAUUGUAAAGAGUUAAAUAGACAAAUUAGCAUUAUUUUCCGCCUUACGGAGCUCUUGUGAUGUCAGCUGACUAAGGGCCUUUUUACACCUGGUCACUUCAUGUGUUUUCUCUGAUCGGAUAGCUAUCUGAUUUGUUAAAACUGUUCCAUUUACUUUUGGCCACAUAAAUGCGUCUUGGCAAAACGGAUAUGAAUCCGAUAUUUUACCUCCGCCCAAAAUGCAAAUACACUAUUUAUUACUCCGCCUUAAAAAACUUAAGAUGACAUUUAUGCAACAAAUCGCAGCACUGUAUGUUGUACUGUAUGUUGGGCAGGGGACGCGCGUCUCCUUGCUCGGCAUGAGCUGAAGCUCGCAGUACAGCGCAGCAGGGAGAGCGCGCGGUGAUUUAAUGCAGGUCCAUGACGGAGAAAGCAUUCACAAAACUGUCUCUUAACGUUUAUUUCUUUGUUUAAUAUCAUUUGAGUUUGUCAUUAGACUCUUUUAUUGAUUCUAGGAAGCUUUUUUCCCACUGUCAUCACUCCAUAAAGCAAUAGGCGUGUCAUCUUUGUUUGUUUGGCGCUCUUCCAGCUUACUUGCGAGUGACGUGUUUACGUUUGGGAGGAGUAAAGCGCGACAUAUGUGGUUUCAUCAACCAGAUGCAUUUACACUUUUCUGAAAUGCGUCCCAGACCACCUCCUGAAGUGGUUUGAGCGAUCGGAUUUAAAUCCGUCUCGAAAUCGUUUCAGAGGGCAUUUACACCUGGUCUUUUUACGAUCAGAUAGCUAUCCGAUCAGAGAAAACGCAUGAAGUGACCAGGUGUAAAAAGCCCCAUACUUAUGGUAAAUAUGCUUAAAUUUGGCAACUUGUUAGCAGCUUUUGUGAUAAACAAAAUAUCAUAGUGACUUUGAAAUUCAUGUUUGAAGUAGAGCCCGACCGAUAAAGGAUUUUGAAGGCCUAUACUGAUACAAAUGUUUGUUGGUUUUAAAAUCCGAUAUUCCGAUAUAUCGGCCGAUAUUUUUUUUCUAUUUCGGAAACGCGAAACAAAACAUUAACAGAUUUCCCUAACAUUAGUUAUUUGUAGUUAUUUAUGAGUUUUAACUAAAAUAAUAUGAUAAUGCAUUUUAAAAAGAAACUUGUUUCUUUUAUUGUCUUGUGACCAACUCACCAUGAACUCACUUAACCGUUGUUCUCUCUGCCCGACUCUGGCUGGAUCAGCAGGUUGCAGGAUGUGUGAAGCGUUAUACACGAGUGUUGCCAACAGGGAGGUUGUAGAGUGCCCUCUUGGUGGGCAUUUUUUUAAAAAUAUUCAUUUAUCGGCUAUUAUGAAUGCCGAUACCGAUAGUUUGGAAAACGCCUAAUAUCGGGCAGUAAUAUCGGCCUGCCGAUAUAUCGGUCGGGCUCUAGUUUGAAGUAUGCAAUUUGUUGUAUAUCAAAUCAGAAAAGUCUAAUGGUGAACACACUACUCGAAUUGAACACCACCAUUAUUAAAAUGCAUAUAAAUUCCUGAUGAAACAUA
Messenger RNA from Misgurnus anguillicaudatus (oriental weatherfish), 4084 nucleotides. It is a transcript of the gene slc39a14, whose product is annotated as solute carrier family 39 member 14. Gene Ontology annotation, biological process: intracellular monoatomic cation homeostasis; zinc ion import across plasma membrane. Gene Ontology annotation, cellular component: plasma membrane. NCBI's taxonomy places the organism in Eukaryota, Metazoa, Chordata, Actinopteri, Cypriniformes, Cobitidae. Gene Ontology annotation, molecular function: zinc ion transmembrane transporter activity; monoatomic cation:bicarbonate symporter activity. The record is from RefSeq and is a predicted model, not a curated record.